AUUGUGAGGAAGAGAAGAUGGAUAUGUAGCCAGUUUUGUUAAGAGGGUACACAGUGCCUGGCUGUCGAGCAUGUGAAGCCGUUGUGGCUCCGUUCCAUCCAUUCUCUUUCUCCCCUUCUUACAUACUUACGCCCCACCCAACUGGCACUUUUUGAUUCAUUCACACAGAGAGCUGAACGGAGUACGUCAGGACAAAACACUCGUAGGAUUUCAGCCUGAUUCUCUUUCUGUCUUUCCCCCCCAUCCCAGUCCCUUUUAUCCUCAGCACUACGCAAAGACUUUGAGAAACCAAAACCCAAAAGAAUACAAUGAAUUAUGUGUUCGCCAAUUCAGAAUGCAGCAGUGGAUGUGAAUCUGGGUGGACUUUGUACUUAGAACACUCGUCAUCUUCUUUCUCUCAGUAUAGUCUUGCCAAGAAAGUAAAAGUUUCAGACGAAGAAGAGGAGAAUGAAGACUUGUCUAUGGUUUCUGAUGCAUCGUCGGGACCUCCACAUUUUCACGAAGAAGAUGAGUUUUAUCGUGCACCGGUAGAUCCCACAUUGUCCAAGAUUAACAGGCCUAAUAUGAAGAAGAAAGUUAAGGAAAAUCCACGUCGACAGGUUCAGGAACAACCUUCUUUACUCGAUGAUACUGCUAGCUCCCCUAUCUUCGACUACUCCGAGAAGAAUUUCUCACUUCCAAAUGGCCAAGCUUUUGUGGGGAAUGCAUUGGAAUACUCACAAGGCUACUCCACAACUCAGUUUGAGGGGAGAUCUACAUAUCAGGAGAAUUAUGAUUUAUUCCAGUCUUCACUGUAUGCAAAUCAACAGCAGAAAAAUCAGUUGAAUGGUCUGAAGGGAAAGAGGAUUUGACAGCAUGAGUUGAAGUCUAUCAAGAAGAGAGUUUUUCAAAACAAAGGGAAUUGAAUCUCAUAAGGGAUUUUGUUCCUGUUCCUUCAUCUAUUUUCCCUUUUUUCUUUUGUAGCUGUCAAUGUAGUGGGAAACAACUAAAAUGCGAGCUAAAAUUUCAGUGUUGUUUAGAUUUAUAUUGUUUUAUUAACAAAUAAUGUCAAGAAAUGAGCUCUAAGUUUUUCU
Molecule: messenger RNA, 1073 nt
Organism: Olea europaea var. sylvestris
Lineage: Eukaryota; Viridiplantae; Streptophyta; Magnoliopsida; Lamiales; Oleaceae
Exons: 4
Coding region: 309-851 (180 amino acids)
Biological process (GO): cytokinin biosynthetic process
Source: RefSeq, a predicted model, not a curated record